This is a messenger RNA of Esox lucius (northern pike), 7624 nucleotides long. RefSeq names its product solute carrier family 6 member 17 (gene slc6a17). NCBI's taxonomy places the organism in Eukaryota, Metazoa, Chordata, Actinopteri, Esociformes, Esocidae. Gene Ontology annotation, biological process: alanine transport; sodium ion transmembrane transport; proline transport. The transcript has 12 exons. Gene Ontology annotation, cellular component: synaptic vesicle; plasma membrane. The record is from RefSeq and is a predicted model, not a curated record. Bases 434 to 2641 code for a protein of 735 amino acids.
AUCGACCACGUGGAAUACACCUGGGUUAAUAGUUUUCAAAGAUAAUACAGUUAUAAUAUUUACUAUUUAUGAAUUAACGCAAUACAUGUUCGUUAAUGCUUGUAAAAAAUGACCGUUAUUAUCCGUUCGACUUGCCAAUGAGAACCGUUGGGUGUCUUUCUCUGCCUGCGUCAGACUUUACGCGUCUCACCGCGUGUCCAUUUCCAACAAGGAGCUCGAGGUGAUUUGGUAUGUCUGCGCGCGCGGAGGUGAGAGAUGCUUUCUUCAGAGAUCCAGGACCACGCAGCACAGUAGCACGCCUCUCCCUGCGGAGUUUAACAUCCCUCCAGCUCCUCACACAUCUCCGACGUUUAACGCCAGCCCUAGCUGAGGAGGCACCCCAGUCCCGACCAAGCCGUUCACCCCUGCCCCCCCGCCCCACCCAGCCGCCACCAUGCUGAAAAACAGCAAGGUGACCCUGGGUAUCCCCCACAAUGAGCCCGUCACUGAGUCUGUGGCGGACCUGCUCACCUUGGCCGAGCCACUGGACUACAAGAGCAGCCAGAUGAGUAUGGGCCUGAGCCCUGGGGCUCAGCCUGCUAUGGGCAAGGGCCUGAUGCCUUCCCCGGGCGACGAGGAGGGGCGGCCGGCCUGGAACAGCAAGUUGCAGUACAUCCUGGCCCAGGUUGGGUUCUCCGUGGGCCUGGGCAACGUCUGGAGGUUUCCGUACCUGUGUCAGAAGAACGGAGGAGGGGCCUACCUCGUCCCGUACUUCAUCCUCCUCAUCCUCAUCGGAAUCCCUCUGUUCUUCCUGGAGCUGGCGGUGGGCCAGAGGAUCCGCAGGGGAAGCAUUGGCGUGUGGAACUAUGUUUAUCCACAGCUCGGCGGAAUUGGCGUCUCCAGUCUAAUGGUUUGUGGUUUUGUGGGCCUGUACUACAACGUGAUCAUUGGCUGGAGUAUCUUCUACUUUUUCCAGUCCUUCCAAUACCCCCUUCCAUGGGCCGAGUGCCCCAUCCGGGUGGUCAAUGGAUCCCAGGCCAUUACCGAGCCAGAGUGCGAGAAAUCCUCCGCGACCACGUACUUCUGGUACCGGCAGACCCUCAACAUCACCAGCACCAUUGAGGACAGUGGAGGACUCAACUGGAAGAUGACCCUGUCCCUGUUUGCAGCCUGGCUGAUUGUCUGCCUGGCAGUGAUCAGGGGCAUACAGUCAUCCGGGAAGGUGAUGUACUUCAGCUCUCUGUUCCCCUAUGUGGUGUUGAUUUGUUUCCUGGUUCGUGGACUGAUGCUCAAAGGCUCUGUGGAUGGCAUUGCUCACAUGUUCACCCCGAAGCUGGAGAAGAUGCUGGAGCCCCAGGUGUGGAGGGAGGCGGCCACGCAGGUGUUCUUUGCCCUGGGCCUGGGCUUCGGGGGCGUGAUAGCCUUCUCCUCGUACAAUAAGCGAGACAACAACUGCCACUUCGACGCGGCGCUGGUCUCCAUCAUCAACUUCAUCACGUCCAUCCUGGCCACGCUGGUCGUGUUCGCGGUGCUGGGCUUCAAGGCCAACAUCAUGAAUGAGAAAUGUGUUGUGGAGAACGCAGAGAAGAUCCUAGGUUACCUGAACACGGGCGUGUUGAGCCACGAGCUGGUACCUCCCCAUGUCAACUUCUCCCACCUGUCAGCGGUGGACUACCAGGAGAUCUAUGGUGUGGUCAAGACGGUCAGGGAGGACACCUUCGAUCAGCUGGGCCUCGAUCCCUGCAUCCUGGAAGACGAACUCAACAAGGCGGUUCAGGGUACCGGCUUGGCCUUCAUCGCCUUCACUGAGGCCAUGACCCACUUCCCCGCCUCCCCCUUCUGGUCUGUGAUGUUCUUCUUCAUGCUCAUCAACCUGGGGCUGGGGUCCAUGAUUGGAACCAUGACUGGUAUCACCACCCCGGUGCUGGAUGCCUUCCCGAAGAUACGCAAGGAGUUCCUCUGUGUUGGCUGUUGCAUUGUGGCGUUCUUCUGCGGCCUGCUGUUCGUCCAGCGCUCCGGGAACUACUUUGUGACGAUGUUUGAUGACUACUCCGCAGGCCUGCCUCUGACCGUGGUGGUCAUCCUGGAGAAUAUAUCUGUGGCCUGGAUCUACGGCACCAAGAGGUUCAUGCAGGACCUGGAGGACAUGCUGGGUUUCAGGCCCUACAGCUUCUACUUCUACAUGUGGAAAUACGUGUCGCCCGCAUGCCUGACCAUCCUGAUCACCGCCACGGUCAUUGAGAUGGCCGUCAGUCCUGCGGGAUACAACGCCUGGGUGGAGGAACUGGCGUCGGAGAAGUUUCUGUCCUAUCCUCCGUGGGCAUUGGCUGUGGCCUACUCCCUCAUCAUCACGGCCAUGCUUCCCCUUCCCGCCGUUUUCAUCGCCCGCCACUUCAACCUCCUCUCGGACGGCUCCAACAAGCUGUCCGUCUCCUACCGUAAAGGCAUGACCAAGGACCUCUCCGGCCUGGAGGAGGAGAACGAGUCCCGCUUCAUCCUAGGUAAGGGCACCCCCAGCCCCAACCCAUCACCCAUGCCGGCUCAUCGCCCGUACCUGGGGCCCGGCGGCGCCCAGGAGAUGACCAACACGGCGGGAUAUGGCACCGGGACGCCGACCAAGACGGGCUAUCAGAACAUUAACUCGCCGGAAUCCGAGCUCUGAUCGAUCUGACGACCGAAGCACAAGACGCCGCGCCUGUCAACCCCGCCCCCAAUCACCGCCGCACCAGAAGGAGGAUGAGAGCGCACCGCCUUGGGAACGCCACGGAGUCCCUCACAACCUUGGCCCCACCCCCCACCCCAGAAAAGAGUGUCCCACCAUAACAAUUCAGCUCCCACGGCCCUCACCCAAUGUUUGGAAGCCUAGCUUAACCCCCCGCCCGUAGUGCUACGAUGUGGCAGCCACACGCUGAAUUCAGUGGGUUCUACCACGAGGGUUCUUUUAGGUGAUCGGGGAGUGGUCAUUUCUCCAGACGGUCCUUUUCUUGAUUCCAGUAAGAUCAGGUUCUCUCACAUCGUCCCGGGGAACAAUCCCCCCCCACGGAGCUUCUUUGUGGAAAUCUGACCGAUCUGUACCAAAUGGCACCCUUGUUCCCUAUUUACUGCACUGCUUCUGUACAAGGCCUGUAGCCUAGUGCACUACAUAUAGGGAAUAGGGUGCCAUUUGGCUUCAUUUCCGGGGCAGUAAACUCUUGCGGCACGGUAUGAAACCAUAAGUUCUACGUCCGCAGUAUGCAAAGCACUAUGUACCCCACAAGCGGUUUUUGGCUGGAGCCUACUGUUCCCUGUCAGAGCAAAACAGAGCAAAACAUAGCACAGAGAGAAUUGUGAACCCCUUUCUAUCUCAGUGUCAGUCAUUGCAUAGUAUAAUGUACACGGUAGAUGUCGUGCUGUCUUUGUAAAUCCCUGUAAAUACUCAGAAAGCUACACGCUAAGAGAUAAAGAGUGAACCCUCUGUCUGCUGCCCAGACCUGACCCCUUACCCCAGACCCCCCCCCCACCCCCCCAUCCCCCACCACGCCUCCACCUACAACUGAACACAGAGCAUCACCUUCACUGCAAUCUAAAAACACCUUCCCGACACCGCCCAUAAAUAGAACAGGCUUUGAACGGAUGGAGCACGGCCACUUCCACUAGCUGUCCACAGCUGUCCGGUCUCCACCAGGCACACAAAAAAAAAGCCCUAUUUAAAUCAGUUUUAGAAGGCAGUCCAGGAGACGAUUAAUCCAAGCACAGAUAAUACAAGCAGCUUACAUUUGAUCAUCAGACAGAAACAUGUGUGUGUGUCUGUGUUGCCUAGCCAGCUCAGGUGUCCCGUUAUAAAUAGCACCUCGAGUUACCUCGAGUGAAGUGUGACAGAGACCGUGGAAACCCGCCCCGACAACGUAGCGCCAUGGAUAUCCAUCCUCCUGUGUGGUUGUGGAUGGGGGCAGACACACUAACACACACACACACACACACAGUCACACACAUACUUUAUACACACACAUAUACAGGACGGCUCAUUGUUGUGCUUUUUGAACUGUCUGUUGGCAGCUGUCAUCAAGCCGGGUUGUGUUCAUUAGAGGGAAAACAGAGGGAAACCAGUACAAACUGUUUACUGAGGAGGCACAGCGCUAACUGACAAUAAGAGACGCAAAAUUGUAGUAGUUUUCCAUUGCUCAAUGUUUGGCUAGGACGCGUCCUAGUGUUCACAGCCCGGGGGUUCUGAGAGAGCCAUUACACAGGGGUUGGAGUUGACCAUCGUUCAAAAUAGUGUUUCAAUGGGACGAGUAGGUUUCUUAACGUACAUUCCUUUAACCAUCUUCAAUAAGCACUUCGAUCAAUCAGUGGGAACAAGUAUACAUUUACUUAUGUGGAUUGUCAAGUUUUUAAUUGUUGGGAUUUGUAAAAUAAUGUGUAAUUACGUGUAAUUUGUCUAAAUAAUAGCUACUGUGUGGAUAUAAUGUAGUGUAUAAUGUAAAAGUACUGAACCAACCUCGUUUUUUGUGGUUGCAAUAGCUGAUCCUGACCACGGUGGGGCGCUGUUGGACACCAUGGAAGUACCUGACGUUGGCCACAUUCCAUAUCGAUUUGAGAUUGGGUUAACGUGUGUGUCUCUGUGUCUCCUGCCUCUGCCGAGCCCAGACAGCAGUGACACAGAUCACACUGUGGCGCUUCCUAAAAAUCCAUCCUACACUUGCCUCCUCUCCUUUAUUGCGCUGGUCUGAAAGGAAAGACCCGGUGUCAAGUGUGUUCCCAAGCAGUGCUGAUGAAGUGGAGGCACAUGAGAGAGGAUCGGUCAUAAAAAAGGAUGAGAAUUAUAUAGAGCCGAGUUGGUCUACAAUGUUGAUGAAGGCUUUGACCUACUAGUUGUCGGUGCCUAAUCAGUAUCAAUGCGUCUGUCUGCUCUGCUAGCCUUUUCGCAAAAUUCGGUACAAUGGAGAUGUUAUGUAUGUUACGUAGUCAGAUUUUAAUGUCCAUAGGCUAGUCCCAGCCACUUAAGCACUUUAUAGCAGAUAGAGGACCCUGGAGUUGAACAGAAACAAGCAAUCAAACAGAAAACCACCUGACAGAACCGGCGCAUUUGUCACGACAGGAAGGUAAUCUAAUGUAUUUUAUUAUAGAUUAAUGGUGCCUGAUGGCCACACAGCACAAAAGAGCCUAGCUAGCGCAAAAAUAGCGUGAGAUACAAAGUGCAUGCGCAAAGCCUGUAGAGCACUGCAGACAGUAAAGCACACCCCCUUAAGCACACUAGGUGGAAGCACAAAGCCACCGAGAGAGGACAGUGAUAUAUGUCGUUGCGCGGUUACCAGAGAACAUUGGGUAUCAACGUAAUUGUACUGGCUUGCUGGUUACGGCUACCGGUUGCCGCGGUGUAAAUGAUUUGCGUCGCGAGAAAAGCACACGCAGGCCUCGUUGGCUACGUUCCCGUGUACAGCUGCUGUCUGAGGAAGCGGUGCUGCUGGGAUCUCUGGCUGAUCGCCAAAUGGCAGCCUUGCUCCCUACGUAGUGCAUUUUAGAGGAAAACACAGGAAACGUAUCCAUUUCUACCCUCGGAAAGUCCUGUAAUGGAUUGCAUGGCACUUAAACCGCCUACAACUGUUCUAAACUGCCGUCCCACAGCUUAUUAAUGCUGCAACUAAAUGGUCAUUGAGUAAGUUAUGGAUUACCGAUAAGAAUCAUUUGAGCUAUAAUUUAUGGUGAGAGGCCAGAAAGAGAGGAGAGAUGGAAAAUGACAGAGAGAGAGAAAUAGGGAGACAGACAAAUACAGAGAGAUUGAAGGGGAGAGGGAGGACUGGAGAGGGCACUGAGAACUGGUAACUGCCAUUGUAAAGCAUCAUACAAUGCUCCUACUCCAAUGAAAACCAGGCCGGUUCUGCCAAGGUUCCGCUCUCUCACGUUCCCUUCUCUAGCGCUGUUCUUUAGCUUCUUACUCUGGGUCUGUUCUCUAGCUUCCUCCUGUAGCUCCCUUCUUUAUCUCUUCACCUAGCUGCUUUUCUAGCUCCUCUCUCGAUCUCUCUUCUCCAAACCCUUCUCCACCUCCCUUUAGCACCAUUCUCUGGCUCCCUUUUGCGGCUGUCUUCUCUGGCUCACUUUUAUAGCUAAAUGUUUUGCUCCCUUAUCUAGCUCUCAUCCCCAGCUCUCUUCUCUGUUUCCCUUCUUUAGCAUAGUCCUUUCUUUUGUUCCCUUCUCUAACUCCCUGCUCAGCUCUCGUCUCCAGCUCUCGUCCCAAGCUCUCAUCUCUAGUUCCCUUUUCUGUUUCCCUUCUUUAGCUCCCUUCUCUCUCUGCCUGCUCUAGCUCCCUUUUGUAGCUCUUUUUUUGCUACCUUCCAUAAUUCCUUUUUUCCUCACCCCUUCCUCCUUUUCUUUACCUCCAGACUGUUAUGGCAGCCAGUGUAGAAAGUGCCAGAGAUUUAUUGGAAUACAAUGGACCCAGCAACUUAACUUAAAACCAGCCUUUUUAAAACUAUUACAUGAACUAAAAUUUUUAUUUUUAACUGUCCAAUACUACGAUUUAAUACUAUAAAAUGCACAAAAUGUUCUAACCGCACACAAAGCUAAGGGAGACAAGGAGUUUUUGGCACAUAGAAUAUACUAACUCAAUUGCUAAUAAUGUUAAUUUCCCUGUAUUACCACUUAUUGAGGGAAUCUAAUUCCAACUCCAGGGCCUAUAUUCAUUAUAAUUAUAUUAUUUAUGUAUUGUACAAGUACAACAAAUAAAUCCUGUGUAGACUAACUUGAUUUCUCUCAAAGUACAGUCAUGAAAUUAUUUUUUAUUUGUUUAUUAGUGAUAUUAUGCUUUUCUGUGAUGGAUCAGGAAGAACACUACAGUACUUAAAUGGGAAGUUCGGGAUGCUCCUCACCCUGAAAGUCUGUAUGCCUGUUCAAUUCAAAUGAUCGUUUCCCUGACAGUGGCUAAAUCGAGCCAAUGUCUGUAAUGGUUAUUCAUUUGUGCGGCUACAGUUAGUAUUGGCCUACAGACUUCUGAGUGAUGAAUCUCAACGUCAUGUUCUAAAAUCCCUCUUUAUUCUGUACAUUUACUCUGUAUAUUGAUGUACAUUCUGUCAGACUCACAGUUAAUAUAUCUAUCUAUGGGAAGAUUGACAGGGUGAAUACUUGAGCUGUACAUAAUAGCUGUAUAUUUUGAAAUAUUUCAGGUUUUUGUACGUAAUGUCCCAUUAUCGUGUCUGUAGAACUAUGACGUAAAGAUGUUAUUAGUGUAGGGUUGACAAUCUCAGUCGAGAUAAUCGGAGACGCGUGUCUGGGUGCGCGAGAGCGCACGCACGAGUCUGCCGUUAGCGAGCGAGCGGGUAUGUUUCCGUACACACGUAGAUGUCAUUGUUCAAACUGGUUGUGUGUGUGUUUCUUAGUUUUCACCUACAGUGUUGUGUGAGCUUUACUUACUGUAAUCGAGUAGAUACAACUCAAUCGUAAUGACUUGGGACCACUGACUUCUAUAAGCAAUCUGUGAGUGUUCUGUGUCUUCAGCUGCUCCGUGGAACAUCUGUCUGUUCCUCCACAUAAUGGACAACUUGAACAUGGUCGACAAUAGUGUGUGACAAGUCAUGAGCAUUAGCUAAUAUUGUGACAAUAUAUAUUUUUGUCGUAGACAAAACAUUGAGGGAAAAUGAAAUAAAAGUUACCACUUUUAUGAACCACAUUA